AUGACGGCUCAACAAGCUGCAAAAGAAGAAAUGAUUGCAAAACUGAAAGAAUAUUAUCAUGAUAAUAAGCCACAACUUAAACAAGUUGAGGAAUUCGAUCAGGCCUAUAGCUCUGAGGAUGUGAUUCGAUGGUACGUUCGUCCAUUUAUUUUCCGCCCGAUUACUCAAGCUUUAUGUACGGAAAACGCUGGACAGAUACACGCGUACAGAUUUCUCAUUAACGAUCUUCGCCUUAUGAUUUUACAAGAAUAUGAACAAAUCAAAGGCUCGGUUGAGCAUCUAACCGUUUAUCGUGGUGGACAAUUCUCAAAUGAUGAAUUCGAACAAAUGAAGAAGAAUAUUGGUAAUACGCUAACAAAAAAUGAAUUUUUGUCGACAACUCGUACUAGAGAAAUCGCCCUUAUGUUUGCUAAUUCGUACGAUCCCACAUCAGACAGAAAAAGUGUUUUAUUUGAGAUUACGUUUGGUGCCAAUUCAUCAGCAGUUUUUGCUGACAUAUCUCGAAGGGGCGAUUACCCAGAUGAAAGCGAAAUAUUAUUCGAUUUGGGCACCACAUUUGAAAUUCAAUCCAUUGAUCUAGAAGAGGCAUCCAAUUUGUGGAUUAUUAAAUUAAAAGCAAAUUAG
Molecule: messenger RNA, 624 nt
Organism: Didymodactylos carnosus
Lineage: Eukaryota; Metazoa; Rotifera; Eurotatoria; Philodinida; Philodinidae
Source: the annotation of a GenBank genome assembly